Moesziomyces antarcticus is the source of this 366-nucleotide messenger RNA. RefSeq lists its product as uncharacterized. Bases 1 to 366 code for a protein of 121 amino acids. The transcript is spliced from 2 exons. The record is from RefSeq and is a predicted model, not a curated record. Lineage: Eukaryota; Fungi; Basidiomycota; Ustilaginomycetes; Ustilaginales; Ustilaginaceae.
AUGUGGAGCUCCAAUGACUGGCCUGAGCAGAGCCCUCGCACCUCGGCGGAGGCCGGGCGCAGAAACGUAGCGCUGCGCAGUGGAGAGAGGACCGUGUGGCUGCUCGAGCGAGUUCGAGGUCUUUUGACAUCCAACACUCCUCGCCACCUCACCUUCCUCGACUCACCCGACAUCGCAUUUCAAGCCAACCCUGGCCACAUCAUCACCAUCGGCUUUUUCGCUACGCGCUACUACCGUCCCGCGGCGCCAAUCACCUCCGACCCACGCUUCUUUCAGCUGGAAUCACCAACACCAGCACCACCUUCGACGUUUCUCUUUGUUGAGAGCGACUCCACCGCUUCCAUCAGCAUCAUUCGCGGGCGCUGA